GGAGCCACAGCUUUCCCAGAAGUCUGUGCGAGGGGGCCGGCGCGGUCCGAGAGAUGGCGGCGCCGGAUCCCAGUCGGUGGGGCGAGUGUGGACCGCGACCGCCCGGCCGACUGAGCGCUCGGGGUGGACAGGAGCCAGGGACCGUGCUGGGUGCGGUGGGCAUGAUGGACCUGGCCUACGUGUGUGAGUGGGAGAAGUGGGCCAAGAGCACUUACUGCCCAUCGCUGCCCCUGGCCUGUGCCUGGUCCUGUAGGAACCUCAUCGCCUUCACCACGGACCUCCGAAAUGACGACCAGGACCUGACACAUAUGAUCCAUAUCCUAGACACGGAACAUCCCUGGGAAGUGCACUCCGUCAACUCUGGCCACAGUGAGGCCAUCACCUGCCUGGAAUGGGACCAGUCAGGCUCUCGGCUCCUGUCGGCCGAUGCUGAUGGGAGGAUCAAAUGUUGGAGCAUGGCUGACCACUUGGCCAACAGCUGGGAGAGCUCCGUGGGCAGCCAGGUGGAGGGGGACCCCAUCGUGGCUCUGUCGUGGCUGCACAACGGCGUGAAGCUGGCACUGCACGUGGAGAAGUCAGGUGCCUCCAGCUUCGGGGAGAAGUUCUCACGUGUAAAGUUCUCCCCGUCGCUCACGCUGUUUGGCGGUAAGCCCAUGGAGGGCUGGAUUGCAGUGACGGUCAGUGGCCUGGUGACCGUGUCCCUGCUGAAGCCAAGUGGGCAAGUGCUGACAUCCACGGAGAGCCUGUGCCGGCUGCGUGGCCGGGUGGCCCUGGCCGACAUCGCCUUCACGGGUGGCGGGAACAUCGUGGUGGCUGCUGCAGAUGGCAGCAGCGCGUCACCCGUGAAGUUCUACAAGGUGUGCGUGAGCGUGGUGAGCGAGAAGUGCCGCAUCGACACGGAGAUCCUGCCCUCCUUGUUCAUGCGCUGCACCACCGACCCCAAUCGCAAGGACAGGUUCCCCGCCAUCACACACCUCAAGUUCCUGGCUCGAGAUAUGUCUGAGCAGGUGCUCCUGUGUGCAUCCAGCCAGACCAGCAGCCUGGUGGAGUGCUGGUCGCUGCGGAAGGAAGGCCUGCCUGUGAACAACAUCUUCCAGCAGAUCUCGCCUGUGGUUGGUGACAAACAGCCCAUGAUCCUCAAGUGGCGGAUCCUGUCAGCCACCAACGACCUGGACCGCGUAUCAGCAGUGGCACUGCCCAAAUUGCCCAUCUCACUCACCAACACGGACCUCAAGGUGGCCAGCGACACCCAGUUCUAUCCCGGCCUCGGCCUGGCGCUGGCCUUCCAGGACGGCAGUGUGCACGUGGUUCAUCGGCUGUCGCUGCAGACCAUGGCUGUGCUCUAUAGCUCGGCCCCACGCUCGCUGGAUGAGCCCGCCCUGAAGCGCCCCCGCACCACAGGCCCGGCCAUACACUUCAAAGCCAUGCAGCUGUCCUGGACAUCGCUAGCCCUGGUGGGCAUCGACAACCACGGGAAGCUCAGCAUGCUGCGCAUCUCUCCGUCGCUGGGCCACCCGCUGGAGCCCAAGCUGGCCCUGCAGCACCUGCUGUUCCUGCUGGAGUACUGCAUGGUGACCGGCUACGACUGGUGGGACAUCCUGCUGCACGUGCAGCCCGGCAUGGUGCAGAGCCUGGUGGAGCGGCUGCAUGAGGAGUACACGCGCCAGAAGCCCGCCCUGCAGCAGGUCCUCUCCACCCGGAUCCUGGCCAUGAAGGCCUCGCUGUGCAAGCUGUCGCCCUGCACGGUGGCGCGCGUGUGUGACUACCACACCAAACUGUUCCUCAUGGCUAUCACGUCCACCCUCAAGUCACUGCUGCGCCCCCACUUCCUCAACACCCCUGACAAGAGCCCUGGGGACCGCCUGGCCGAGAUCUGUGCCAAGAUCACCGACGUCGACAUCGACAAGGUCAUGAUCAACCUGAAGACAGAGGAGUUUGUCCUGGACAUGAACACUCUGCAGGCAUUGCAACAGCUGCUGCAGUGGGUGGGGGACUUCGUGCUCUACCUCCUGGUCAGCCUGCCCAGCCAGGGCUCCCCGCUGAGGCCUGGGCACAGCUUCCUGCGGGAUGGCGCCUCGCUGGGCAUGCUGCGAGAGCUGAUGGUUGUCAUCCGCAUCUGGGGCCUGCUGAAGCCCAGCUGCCUGCCCGUCUACACGGCCACCUCGGACACUCAGGACAGCAUGUCCCUGCUCUUCCGGCUGCUCACCAAGCUGUGGAUUUGCUGCCGAGACGAGGGCCCAGCCAGUGACCCUGACGAGGGCUUGGUGGAUGAGUGCUGUCUGCUGCCCAGCCAGCUGCUGGGCCCCAGCCUGGACUGGCUUCCUGCCAGCGACGGCCUGGUCAGCCGCCUGCAGCCCAAACAACCCCUGCGUCUGCGCUUUGGCAGGGCGCCCGCUCUGCCGAGCAGCUCCUCCACUCUGCAGUUAGACGGCCUUGCCAGGGCCCCUGGCCAGCCCAAGAUCGACCACCUCCGGAGGCUGCACCUGGGCGCUUACCCAACCGAGGAGUGUAAGGCCUGCACCAGGUGUGGCUGUGUCACCAUGCUGAGGUCACCCAACAAGACCACGGCCGUGAAACAGUGGGAGCAGCGCUGGAUCAAGAACUGCCUGUGUGGGGGGCUGUGGCGGAGAGUGCCCCUCAGCUGUCCCUAAGCAGACUCGGGGCCUCGAGUCCCAUGGUCACACCCAGGCCACACACAGAGCUCGAAGGAGUUGGUCUGUGUGUUCACCCUUCGAAAGGUCACAGUCCGUAUGCCCCUGUCCAGGUUGGGGAUGUCGUCCUCAGUUUCCCCUUUAGGCCUAUGGGAGCGGAAGGUGGGCCCAAUAAAGUUCUCUUGUCCUCCA
This is a messenger RNA of Myodes glareolus (Bank vole), 2843 nucleotides long. It is a transcript of the gene Med16, whose product is annotated as mediator complex subunit 16. Gene Ontology annotation, biological process: positive regulation of DNA-templated transcription. Gene Ontology annotation, cellular component: mediator complex. NCBI's taxonomy places the organism in Eukaryota, Metazoa, Chordata, Mammalia, Rodentia, Cricetidae. Gene Ontology annotation, molecular function: protein binding. The record is from RefSeq and is a predicted model, not a curated record.